GCUAUUCCUCGGAUAACAACAAAGCUAUCAAGAGUCUUGCAUCUUACAUCCACACGUUUACCGCUGGAUCGAGUAAGUGAUAGGGAAGUAUUCACGUGCUAAAGGGGACUUUAGCGAACGAAGUAGGGACGACUUUCAAGGCGCAGUUCUUUCUGGAUGAUUCGGUUAGCUGUCUGCGUUGACGUCUCCUCAGUCGCUUCAGACACUCUCGAUUUGGCUUACCAAGUGUCUCAUAGUCCGCCGUGGCGACUUGAGUGGCUCACUCCUUGGAUACAAAAUGUCGAGUCUCUCCGAGGUGUCAACAAAUACCCGCAAAUACGUGUAUCCGCAUUACUUCUCACAAUUUGGUGUUUGGUUGUACGGACGCUUGUUUCAUAGGAAGUCAAUUUCCGUUUAGAGCAUCAUGUUCUAUUCCCAAAUUAUCUUGGCCAAGAAAGGCCCCCUCGGGAAGGUCUGGAUGGCAGCACAUUGGGGGGACAAGAAAUUGGGUCGUCCGCAGAUAUUUGCGACCGACAUUUCGGCUUCGGUCGACAGCAUUGUCCAUCCGCAAGUGCCUCUGGCGUUGCGUGUUUCGGGACACUUGCUGCUUGGCGUAGUUCGCAUCUAUUCACGCAAGGUGAAGUACCUUAUGCACGAUUGCCACGAAGCGAUGGUCAAGAUCAAAAUGGCAUUUCGCCCUAGCCAGGAAAAGAACGCCGCGAUUGAUUUGCCAAGCAACCUCAAAGAAAGUUCCAAUAUGAACGUGGCAAACUUUGGGGAAUACCACGAAGUAGUCUUUGAAAUCACGGAUGCACCGACCGGGUUCCAACUGCCUUUCGAAAUCAACGACGAUGCGGCCGCGGAAGACUGGGUACCGGCUGAUUUGGAUGAAACGCAUGAAAUUGUCACAGGCUUGCAGGCUGAGCUCGGGGAAUACGGCUCACCGCGGGAUGCUGCCGCCGCCGCCGUCAAUAACACUUUGAAUGAUUCCGAACUCACCGACAUGCUCAAUCGUGGACAAGAUGAAGCCUGGACCGCGUGGAAUGUAGACGAAGAGGGAGAGGAAGUACCCUUUCAAGAUGAUAGUCAUGUCUCGGAUAUCGAAAUUACACGAGCGGCAAAUGAUUCGAUUUCGUCUGAAGCUCAGAUUGGUCGAGCCUCUAUUUUGGACAAGCCAGUCAACAGUUCUUUGGACAGUAGCAAGAUGAAUCUCACAGCCGGUGGUCUCACGGAUCAAAACGAGUUUCCUAUUGCGGACGACACCGAGAUGAUACCAUUUGACGAUGAAGACGACACUCGUCAUGAUAUUCGCAACGCAAGUCUCAACCUUUCUGUAUCCCGAGACGGUAGUGCCGGAAAUGCCACUGUCGCUAUUGGUGGCCUAGACGAUUCGCAAGAUUCGGCAGUGAAGGGCUCUGUGGGUAACAAGCGAGCAUCGGUAGCCCCGAAACGCCGGACUCGCAAGCGCCGCAAGGUUGUGGUGGACAACGACGAUACAGAGCUGCCGAAUAAACACAUCAAGGAUAUGCUGGCGGACACGAGUGAUAUCGUUCUGCAAAACGUCGUUCAUCCGGCUACUUGGGUUCCUGGUCAGGACAAGGCAAGCCACAAACGCUCCGCUCGGGACUUACUAUUUGUACAUCUCUCGUACGAAAAAAUCUUGGCGCGACCCGCUCUGGGAGACGAUGGGCAGCUUGCUCCCGAACUUCUUGCUCUAUGGGCGAAGAAUACAGCACCCGUCGUUGGAAAACCUUUUCCUUAUGAGCUUCGCGUUGGCGCGAACGAGGAAGAUGAAAGUGACGAGGAUGAAUCAAUAGAAGAACCGCGACGGCGUCAGAGCCACGAAGCGGACCCCGACCGUCUUCUCGAAACGCGACAGGUGCAGCUGCAAGAUAUGCACGAAUCUGGUUCUAUAGUGAAUGACGACGAGCCUACGCCAUGGGACGAUCAGGACGAACUUCCUGGUCCUAUGGAUGACAGCCGCGAUGAAGAGCACCUAAUGAAUAUGAGUGGAGACGGCAGCGAUCAACCACUUAUCUUCUUGGGUCACACGAAUGCGGCCCUUGAUGUAGAAAUUGAGGAUGAGGAAGACACGCCUCGGCAAGGAGGUGGAGACUCUCUUGUUUCAAGCAAUUCCAAGUGGCACAAACACACAAUCUCGGUCUUCAACAUGCUGAAGAAAAAUAUUGCUUCCGAAAAUGUUGACGACCAAAAUAGUGUUGGCGAGCCGAAAACCACCGAGCUCUCAUAUACAAAAUUGAGUAGGGGUGUAGAUCGCCGCACAGCCGCUGGUGUAUUCUUGGAACUUUUACAGCUUAAAACGUGGGACUACAUUGAGCUGAACCAGAAUGAGAGCUACGGGGAUAUUAGAAUCUCGGCUGGUAUCAAAUUUUCUGAGAACCCUCCUUCCAAUUGA
This is a messenger RNA of Phaeodactylum tricornutum CCAP 1055/1, 2395 nucleotides long. Its product is annotated as mitotic cohesin. Gene Ontology annotation, molecular function: chromatin binding; protein binding. The record is from RefSeq and is a predicted model, not a curated record. Gene Ontology annotation, biological process: replication-born double-strand break repair via sister chromatid exchange; mitotic sister chromatid cohesion; synaptonemal complex assembly. NCBI's taxonomy places the organism in Eukaryota, Bacillariophyta, Bacillariophyceae, Surirellales, Neidiaceae. Gene Ontology annotation, cellular component: cohesin complex; synaptonemal complex. Bases 404 to 2395 code for a protein of 663 amino acids. The transcript is spliced from 4 exons.